This is a messenger RNA of Sorex fumeus (smoky shrew), 2442 nucleotides long. RefSeq names its product sulfite oxidase (gene SUOX). Gene Ontology annotation, molecular function: heme binding; molybdopterin cofactor binding; molybdenum ion binding. Gene Ontology annotation, cellular component: mitochondrion. The record is from RefSeq and is a predicted model, not a curated record. NCBI's taxonomy places the organism in Eukaryota, Metazoa, Chordata, Mammalia, Eulipotyphla, Soricidae. The transcript has 4 exons. The coding region runs from base 387 to 2021 and encodes 544 amino acids.
CAGUGAACCCACCUAGUGCCUCCUUUGUCGGGGCGGGGCACGGGCAUCUCCAACCUCUCCCACCUCGGCUGCACGUGAUAGGCGUCCUCGUCACCGGCCACUAUAUUCCGAACAUCAGUGAGGGUGCCAGGUCCUGCGUGGCGGCGGGGGGGACAAAAACUACCCGCCGCGUAGAGCCGCGCCCGCCGGGAAGGGCGGGCACAGCGGCGCGGAGGCGGCCCGCGGCGCGCCACUCACUGGCCGGGAGCCGAGUCGAGGGGCGAGAGUGGUCCUGGGCUCCUCCCUGACGUCACGGUGCUGACGCCGCCCCUCUACCAGCAUUCGCGGGGCCGCCGGCAGGUAAAACAGCCAGCGCACGGAAUCGGAAUCGGAAUCGGUCAGCCACAAUGCUGCUGUUGAACCGAACUGUGCUCAUCAGGCUCCAAGAGGCCUGCAGACUGAAGUCAGCCUCCAGGCUCUGCACGCAGAUCUUCUCCACAGAUGAUUCAUUUCAGCCCCAGCACGGCCACUUCACCUCUGCUGGGGGUAACUCCAGCACCAGAGGGUGGAGAGUCAUGGGAGCCCUGCUAGGCCUCGGUGCAGCUUUUGCUUAUCAUGAUCACCGGUGCAGAGCUGCUAAGGAGAUGCCACGCAUAUAUACAAGGGAGGAAGUGAAAGCCCACUCCACUCCAGAGACCAGGAUCUGGGUAACUCUGGGCAAUGAGGUCUUUGAUGUCACUGAAUUUGUGGCUCUCCACCCAGGGGGGCCAUCAAAGCUGAUGCUCGCAGCUGGAGGUCCCCUGGAGCCCUUCUGGGCCCUCUAUGCUGUCCACAACCAGCCUCAUGUGCGAGAGUUACUGGCUGAGUACAAAAUUGGGGAGCUGAGUCAUGAAGACAAGGCACCCGCCACCUUGAGCACCUCUGACCCUUACGCUGAUGAUCCUGUACGCCACCCAGCCCUGACUGUCAACAGCCAGCGCCCCUUUAAUGCAGAGCCCCCACCUGGACUGCUGACUGACAAGUAUAUCACACCCAACUCUAUCUUCUUCACACGGAACCAUCUGCCUGUACCUAACCUGGACCCAAAGACCUACCGCCUGCAGGUAGAAGGGGCACGUCGGGGGAAGUCACUGUCCCUCUCCCUGGAUGACUUGCGCCGCUUCCCCAAACAUGAGAUCACAGUAACUCUACAGUGUGCUGGCAACCGACGAUCCGAGAUGACUCAGUUCAAAGAAGUGAAAGGUCUGGACUGGAGAAUAGGGGCCAUUAGUACCGCACGCUGGGCUGGAGCACGGCUCUGUGAUGUGUUGGCCAAGGCCGGUCACCAGCUCUCUGACACUGAAGCCCAUGUCUGUUUCGAGGGGCUGGACUCUGACCCCACUGGAACUGCCUAUGGAGCGUCCAUCCCUCUGGCUCGAGCAAUGAACCCUGAAGCUGAGGUCCUGCUUGCCUAUGAGAUGAAUGGGGAGCCUCUGCCUCGGGACCACGGCUUCCCCGUUCGGGUGGUGGUUCCUGGUGUGGUGGGUGCCCGCCACGUCAAGUGGCUGGGAAAAGUGAGUGUGGAACCAGAGGAAAGUCACAGCCACUGGCAGCGACGGGAUUACAAAGGCUUCUCUCCCUCUGUGGACUGGGACACGGUCAAUUUUGACUCUGCUCCAUCCAUUCAGGAACUUCCCAUACAGUCAGCCAUCACAGAGCCCCAAAAUGGGGCAACAAUAGAGUCAGGAGAGGUGACGGUCAAGGGCUAUGCAUGGAGCGGUGGCGGAAGAGCUGUGGUCCGGGUGGAUGUGUCUCUGGACGGGGGCCUCACCUGGCAGACAGCUACGCUGGAUGAAGAAGAACAGCGGCCCCGGAAGGCCUGGGCCUGGCGGCUGUGGCAGCUGCAGGCCCCCGUGCCAGCGGGAAAGAAGGAAUUGAACAUUGUUUGCAAGGCUGUAGAUGACAGCUACAAUGUGCAGCCAGACACCGUGGCCCCAAUCUGGAACCUGCGAGGUGUGCUCAGCAAUGCAUGGCACCGCGUUCGUGUCCGUGUGGCCCCAUGAUUUUAAAUGAACCAUUUCCUCCCCCGAAACACCUCCUAACCCCUUUCCACACCCAUUCAACCUCCUUUGGCCUUAUUACAACAGCAGAAAAGACUUUCCCUUCAUCUUUCCACUUCCUGGAUCUCAGCCCCGCAUCUUUCUACCCAGGCUCUGACACCUCUACACCAACCUGGCCCCUGACCCUCUACCCUGAGCCAAGGAGGGCUGUUGUUAUAAGCACUUCUGGAGACCGACACUAUUCAGUGCCUUUCUCAUCCCGCCCCAUCUCCAAUGCCUGUCACCGAUGAGGCCUUUAGAGAAUUUAUGUGGAUAUGUGUCCCAAAGUUUCCACAGCUGUCUGGGUUGUCAGGGAUUGUGAGGGGCACACCCCUCUGCUUUAAAAAUUGUGGAAGUUUUCUAAAUACAUAAAUAAAGUGUUUUA